AUAAUAUUGUCUUAUCAAAAUUCAGAACAGUGCUCGCGUCUGAACGUCUUGCGUUUACGAUAUAAGUAUUAAUAUUUAAAAAUACAAUGUUCAACAGUUUCUUAUACCUACCGCAGGUUUUCUUGUUGAAUAAUUAUUAAUAGUCGUGAACAUCGAACAAUAUUUAUUUAAUUAUUCAUUCGAAUCCAUCCGUUUUACGAUUUCAUGAAGCAACGUUUUCGUCUACCCCAGUAAAAUGUUUAGUAAAGUCAAGGGCUAUGAUGAGAUAACUAGUUCCAGUGAUGAAGACGAAGCGAAAUCAUUGAAGGAAGUUUUUAGCGAAAAAAGUCCACUUGUUGUUAAACAAACACCAGUUGAAGCUAGAACAUCAACUCAACAAGAUGUAGGCAGAGAACCUCAUGGAGAUACUUUUAAAGGAACUCAGUAUUUUGCUGCACUAGUUGUUACUAUUGGCGGAUUCAUUGUGGGUACAACAGUUGGAUGGUCAUCUCCAGCUGGCCCAUUACUAGAAAACAAUCAUUAUGGAUUCAAUGUAACUGAGGAAAAUGUUUCGUGGAUUGCAGCAUUGGUACCUUUCGGUGCCUUACUUGGUUGCCCAGCAAUAGGUGGUUUAGUGGACAAAUUAGGACGAAAGAACAUGAUGAUUAUAUUAACUGCACCCACAUUCAUUGGUUGGGCAAUGAUAAUAUGGGCUCAAUCUGUGGUUUGGAUCUAUGUUGGGAGAAUAUUAACUGGAUUUGCUAGUGGUUCAUAUUCUGUUAUUGUACCCUUGUACACUUCUGAAAUAGCUGAUAAAGAAAUUCGUGGUACUUUGGGUAAUUAUUUUCAAUUACAAGUCAAUCUAGGAAUCUUGUUCAUCUAUAUUUUGGGAUGCUAUUUUGAUGUUUUUGGCUUGUCAGUUGCUUGUGCAAUAGUUCCAUUGAUAUAUUUAUGUUUUUUGGUUUUAAUACCAGAGAGUCCAUUUUUUUAUCUUAUGAAAGGAGAUGUUGAUAAUGCUCGAUUGUCACUAAGAUUCUUUCGUGGACGCUUGUAUAAUAUAGAACCAGAAUUAAAUACCAUGCAGAAAUCUUUAGCUAAGACUGAAAGAGAAAGAGUUCCUACUAUUGAAGCAUUUCAAACUAAACCAGCAAAACGAGGCUUAAUUGUGGGUCUUGGAUCUAUGUUUUUUCAACAGUUCACUGGAUGCAAUGCUAUUAUUUUCUAUGCGACAGCUAUCUUUACUGCAACUGGUAGCAAAAUUCAAUCAAGUACAUCAACAGUAAUUGUGGGUGUUAUGGCUGUAAUAUCCACGUAUAUUUCUACGCUUGUAGUUGAUAAAUUAGGAAGAAAGAUUUUACUGUUGUUCUCCGUUGUUUCAAUGGGAAUUUGUACUUUCCUCAUCGGUGGAUUUUUUUAUUUAAAAGAUUCCAAUUACAAUAUUUCAUCUAUUGCAUUUAUUCCAUUAGUAUCAUUAUGUAUAUUUAUCAUUGCAUUCUCUAUUGGCUUUGGUCCCAUUCCAUGGAUGAUGAUAGGUGAAAUAUUUCCUGCUCAAAUUAAAGGUAUUUCUAGCUCAAUUGUGUGCAUGUCCAAUUGGUUUUUUGCUUUCUUGGUCACCAAAUUUUUCUUAACGUUGGUAUCUGCUAUUUUUAUAUACAAUACUUUCUUCUUGUUCACAUUCUUCAGUUUGUUGGGCAUAUUCUUUGUGAUUUUAAUUGUCCCAGAAACUAAAGGCAAAACAAUGGAAGAAAUUCAACUACUCCUUGGUGCUGAUCCCGUUUUACCAGAGAAUAUUGAAAAUCAAAAUGAAAUUCAAGGUUAAUGAGAUAUUAAAUUAAAAUAAUUUUACUGUAUCUAUGUUUAUCAAUAUUUAUUUAUCUUCAAUUUAUACUUAGUGAAACAAUUUUACAUCCUCAAAUUUAAAAAUAAAUAAUUAUGAUACCAAAGUAUAAUUUAUUAUUAUUAUUAUUGUUAAUCACUCGUAAA
Molecule: messenger RNA, 1962 nt
Organism: Sipha flava (yellow sugarcane aphid)
Lineage: Eukaryota; Metazoa; Arthropoda; Insecta; Hemiptera; Aphididae
Product: facilitated trehalose transporter Tret1-like
Exons: 8
Coding region: 236-1798 (520 amino acids)
Biological process (GO): carbohydrate transport; transmembrane transport
Cellular component (GO): membrane
Molecular function (GO): sugar transmembrane transporter activity
Source: RefSeq, a predicted model, not a curated record